UAGUCACCGUCUGAUCCACUGGACGACGCAGAUCGCAUGACUGCAGAGGACAGUUAAGCGACUUCAGAGGAUCUUGUUCCCCCUGAAUCGAGACCCCCACCGCUCCGCUCUGCCUCACCUCGCCGACUAGGGUUUUUGCCGCCCGCGGAUCUCGCCGUCCCCGCCAUGGACGCCUCGCACACGGGCUCCUCCUCCGCCGCCGGCGAGGCUUCGACCACCGGGGAGCACCGGAUGGGGACCACCAUCGUCGGGGUCUGCUACGACGGUGGCGUCAUCCUCGGCGCCGAUUCCAGGACCAGCACUGGAAUGUAUGUAGCCAACCGUGCUUCAGACAAGAUUACUCAACUGACAGACAAUGUGUAUGUCUGUCGCUCUGGAUCUGCUGCUGAUACACAAGUCAUUUCGGACUAUGUACGUUAUUUCCUCCACCAACACACGAUCCAGCUUGGACAACCAGCUACUGUUAAAGUUGCAGCAAACUUGAUUAGGUUGCUAGCUUAUCAGAACAAGAACAUGUUGCAAGCUGGCAUGAUUGUUGGAGGAUGGGAUAAGUAUGAGGGAGGCCAAAUUUUCUCGGUUCCUCUUGGUGGAACUAUCUUGAAGCAACCAUUUGCAAUUGGAGGUUCAGGUUCCAGUUACCUAUAUGCCCUUCUUGAUCAUGAAUGGAAAGAGGGAAUGAGCCAGGAAGAGGCAGAGAAAUUUGUGGUGAAGGUAGUUUCCCUUGCUAUGGCCCGUGAUGGUGCUAGUGGAGGGGUUGUCCGUACAGUUACUAUAAAUGCUGAUGGCGUGAAGAGGAACUUUUACCCUGGCGACAAGCUACCCCUGUGGCACGAUGAGCUGGAGCCCCAUCACUCUUUGCUUGAUAUUCUUGCUGCUGGGAACCCUGAUCCCAUGGUGCAGUGAAUUUGCCCUCCACUUCCUUUGUGAACUUUUCGCUGUAUCUGACUUGUUCUUGAUUACGAAUUCGGUCUCGAAUACGAUUGGAAAAUAUCCGUACCGUUUCAUCCCUACA
This is a messenger RNA of Sorghum bicolor (sorghum), 1012 nucleotides long. Its product is annotated as proteasome subunit beta type-6. Gene Ontology annotation, cellular component: proteasome core complex. Gene Ontology annotation, molecular function: threonine-type endopeptidase activity. Lineage: Eukaryota; Viridiplantae; Streptophyta; Magnoliopsida; Poales; Poaceae. The transcript is spliced from 8 exons. The coding region runs from base 166 to 903 and encodes 245 amino acids. The record is from RefSeq and is a predicted model, not a curated record.